Molecule: messenger RNA, 3100 nt
Organism: Cercocebus atys (sooty mangabey)
Lineage: Eukaryota; Metazoa; Chordata; Mammalia; Primates; Cercopithecidae
Gene: CCDC28B
Product: coiled-coil domain containing 28B
Exons: 6
Coding region: 2221-2958 (245 amino acids)
Source: RefSeq, a predicted model, not a curated record
GGCCAUGGUGGUGCCCUGGUAUCUUGCAUGUUCCACAGUGCCUUCAAGCAGUCGCCACAGCCUCAGGACUGGCACAUUCACUUGAGCUGCCUGAGUGGAGCCUUUGGGUAAAGUUGGCAGGACUCUUGCAUCAGAGAGGAUCACACACACAAAUGAAAGUUUUCCCUGAUCUGGGGGCUCACAGGCUAGUGAAGGGAAAAGGUACUUUUAGGUAUAGACAGGUCAAUGGUGUUGAGAGCAGAGAGGAGGCCCCUGCCCCCUUCAGCAAGGGGAGGGGGUGAUACCUGGAAUGGCCUGAACCAAAGGGCAGGGAGAUGAAUGUCAUUUAGUGAUGAAAUGGUAUAGCUGGGAAGCAGGUGCAUGGGAUGGGGAGAAGGGGUGAGGCUGGGCCCAGAGUCUGGGUACCAGGUUAAGGAAUGUGGGCUAGAUCCAGAGGGUGGGGGAUGGGGGUGGCAACUGAAGGUGUUUCAGUAGGAAAUUGAUAGGCUCCAGGAGUAAAGCAAAAGGCAUGGAGCCAGGCAUAGGCCAGUUGAGGCCCAGGUUAAGAGGGGUGGACACUCAUCACUGCUAUUUGGGUCUGUGCUAUGGGUAGGCUCCUAUAGCCCUGGCCUGCCCAAAGGAAUGCACAGGGGCCUCUUAAUUGUAUGCAUUCCCUAAGGAGAGCACAUUUUUGUUCAGUUUUUACACCCCUCAUUUACCCACCUCAAGCCUGGGACUCCUAUAUGGGAGAUAUUCUGCUGGUGGCCUCACCCAGCACCCUGUUCUCUCUGGGCCCUGGGUUGGUCUGGCAUAAAGGAUGAUAUGUGCUGAAUGCCCAGGAAAUGGCAGAGACAACCCACAUGCCCUUCCCUCCAGGCGUCCAUAAAUAGAUCUGUCCACACUGGCUGUGACAGUCCCAGCAGAGCCUCUGACCCUUCUAGCUGGGUCCUGAUACAUGUUUUCUGUGCUGGCCAUGUUAUUUCCAGUCGCAGAUCCUCUGGAGGGUUAGGCGGGUGCCGCCGCAACUCUUGGAGAUUCCAAGCAAAGCAGCUCUGAUAAGGAGGUUUCUGACCCCCCAGUGAAGCAGCUGAGGAUGGGAACCAGAGGGGUGCUCCCUCUGCCAGCAGCAUUACCAUUACCAUUACUCUAGCAGCUCCGGUGGGGAAGGAGAGGGAUUUCCGUUGUCCCCGGUCUGGCCCCCUGGUUAUUGAAAAAGUUCAGAAUUACUGUCUCCCCUUGUGGAGUGGUCUGAGUGUUGGGAGUACCCAGGAAGGUGCCCUCAGGAGCAGUGCCCAUGGCUCCCCACAUCAGCCAGAGGCCCAACCCCGGGAAGCCACUCCUGCCCAGGGAUGGGGAAGGCAGGCUGGGUGGCUGUGUGCACUGCCCUGGGCCAGCUCACUUGAGCCUGCUGAGCCGCCUAGCCAAACAUGAGCCUCUCUCCUGUUGCAUCAGAUGCUGCUCUGGGGACCUGCGCCAGGAGCCUCUGCCAGGGCUUUAAAUAGCUGCCCCCAUUGAUCCGGCUGCAGGCAGCAGAAGCCACACUGGGUCAGCCUCCAUCAAGCGCUCAGGUUUCCCUGAGGACUGGAGUCAAGUGCCAGGGAAUUGCGUGGUCUUCCCUAUGACCUGGUGCUCCCCUCACCUGUCUCCGGGGCCUGGAGGGUGGGGAGGACUCUUGUCACUUCAUCUGCAGCAAAAUACAGCCCCCACCACCUACCAGAGAAAACCGUCUGGCAUUGUAGGGAGAGGGGGUUUGCCUUCAAAAGACUGUUGCUUACUUUCAGUAGAAUGGGGAAUGACACUGAUACCUUCCUUAAGGGUUGUUAUAGGGAUGAAAUGUACGUAAAGAGCUCAACAGGGCACUGGACUCACUCCAUUGAUGGCUGUCUUUGCUCGAAGUGUCUUCCUGAUGCUGCUGCUGUUGCUGCUUGUGCUUUUUCUAUGCUUACAUUCUCUCUCUCUCUCUCUUUCUCUCUCUCUCUCUCUCUCUCUGUCUCUGUCUCUCCUCUCCCCCGCCCCACCCACUUUCUGACAAAGCCACCACCAUUUUGUAAGGAACUGUAGCUUCUCUCUGAAACUGCCGGGAAAGGGAAAAUCUUUUUAAAAUAGCCAUCACACAACUAACAGGGUCCCCAGGAUUCAGGUGGGGAGGUGAGAUCGAGUGAGAGGAACGGCUUAGCAGACGCGGAGAUGCUCCUCCCUUCUCACCCCUCCGAGCUAAGGAGAAGGUCACUUUCUCUUUAAAUGCAAAUGAACUCCCUCCAGCUUAGCUUUCACCCGGUGGUGUUCCCGGGAGGAGAGGGCGGAGGGCGGAGGGACCUUGCACCGAAGCAUCCUCGAGACCCCAAACCUCCAGGCCUGAGGCCCAGCCAGCGCCGAAUGGAUGACAAAAAGAAGAAACGGAGUCCCAAGCCCUGCCUGGCCCAGCCAGCCCAGGCCCCAGGCACACUACGCAGGGUCCCUGUGCCUACCAGCCACAGCGGCUCCUUGGCCCUAGGACUUCCUCAUCUGCCAUCCCCCAAGCAGCGGGCCAAGUUCAAGAGAGUAGGCAAGGAGAAGUGCCGCCCAGUCCUGGCUGGAGGUGGAAGCGGCUCUGCAGGCACGCCCCUGCAGCACUCCUUUCUGACUGAGGUGACCGAUGUCUAUGAGAUGGAGGGGGGACUCCUGAACCUGCUCAAUGAUUUCCACUCGGGCCGGCUGCAGGCCUUCGGGAAGGAAUGCUCCUUUGAGCAGCUGGAGCACGUUCGGGAGAUGCAGGAGAAGCUGGCCCGGCUGCACUUCAGCCUGGAUGUGUGUGGGGAGGAGGAGGACGAUGAAGAGGAAGAGGAUGGGGUCACUGAGGGGCUGCCAGAGGAGCAGAAGAAGACGACGGCUGACCGUAACCUGGACCAGCUGCUUAGCAAUCUGGAAGACCUAAGUAAUUCGAUCCAGAAGCUGCACCUGGCCGAGAACGCCGAGCCUGAGGAGCAGUCUGCUGCGUAGGUGUCCCACGCAGGCCCACACUGCCCCUCUCAUUCUCUUCAAACUGUGACAUUUUACGGACUCGGGCGGGUGUUCCGCGGCCCCCCAGGUGCUAUGGGGGAGGGGGGCGUUGGAUGGAAUUAAACCAGAAAGCAAGCAAGCG